Messenger RNA from Pundamilia nyererei, 1342 nucleotides. Its product is annotated as beta-2-glycoprotein 1-like. The record is from RefSeq and is a predicted model, not a curated record. Lineage: Eukaryota; Metazoa; Chordata; Actinopteri; Cichliformes; Cichlidae. The transcript is spliced from 8 exons. The coding region runs from base 59 to 1111 and encodes 350 amino acids.
UAUUUGAACCAGAGGCCACAGGAAAGUACUGAAGAACAUCUGAACAUUUCGACAAAAGAUGGAACGAUGGCUGACUUUGCUUCUGCUGUUUCCAGUUCUGUUUUUUAGCACCGUGACAUCUGCCAAGGGAUGUCGCAGACCUCAGCUGAAUGCCAACAUCAAUGUGGCUGUGGACCAGAUGUUCUUUGACCCUGGUGUGGAGUUAGCGCUGUCCUGCAAAGACGGAUACACCCCCAUCUCAGGCCCUCGCACAAUUGUUUGCACUACCAGUGGAGCGUGGACAGCCACUAAAUUUCUGUGCAAGCCAAAGCUGUGUCCUUAUCCUGAUUCCCCACCUAAUGGAGACUUAUACUACGAGGAUACUGUCUACCAGAGUACGAUCAACUAUACUUGUCAGGAAGGGUAUAUACUGUCUGGAUCCAGCACCUCUGUCUGCCAAGCCAAUGGAACAUGGAGCUCACCUGUACCAGAAUGCAUAGCUAUGACCUGUGGUCUUCCUCCGAUCCCAGAGUUUGGGAUGAUUGUUUACAACACCAGGGUUAGAGGGAGCACCACUGAUUACGGCAUCACGGGGACUUACAAAUGCCUGCCUCCAUACGCACUUUUCGGUGAUGCAACGGCAGAGUGCACGACCAGUGGCACCUGGACCAAGACACCCGAAUGUCGACGGGUGACUUGCUCUCUACCAGAGAACAUUGAUAGAGGCUACAUGUCAACCAAUGACCAGAGAGACUUUGACUACCUGGAGACCAUCAAAUAUGGCUGCACUGGAGAUUAUAUAGUGGAGGGAAGUCUGCAGAUUGUUUGCCAGCAGGAUGGAACUUGGUCUGAGAAGCCAUCCUGCAAGGCUCCUUGUAAGAUUGGAAUAGAUAAAGGGAGGAUACUUUACAAAGGGAAUAAAAUGUGGAUUGAAGACUUUAAACCCAACAAAGUCUUCCACAAAGAUAUUGUCUCUGUCUGGUGCAUGAACAACGCCAGGAAAUGUGGAUAUUCUGUGUCAACGCAGUGCAUCGAUGGAAGGCUCAUGAUCCCUGAAUGCUAUGAAGAGCCCAGUGGUAUAAAUUAUAAUCUCAAUUCAGGUUCACUUCCAUCAGAAAUUCAACAAUGCUGAAGAAAAUGCAGAUGCCAACUGAGGUGAUGCAAUAUGGAGCACAUGUUAACGCAUUCUGGUCGCUGAAAUUAAAGAAUGUGGUUUCACUGAAGCUACAUUUACGUUGUAAAAAAUGCAGUUCAAUUUGUAGUAGUUUUAUAAUUCAUUUAUGAAAGGAAUUUAAAUUUACUGUGUUCAGGAUUGAAACACGAUGUGUGGAUAUUACUUUCCAUUAAAGGCCAGGAGACAAGU